AUGCAUGCAUGCAGUCGCCUCGAGGAGACUUUUGGGGCUUUCCCGGGACAAAAAGAAGCAGAAGAACUCACUUUGGAACAAAUCGACAAACUUAUUCAGAAGGCCACAUCUCUGGGGGCCCCCUCGGAGGGGCCCCUCGAGGAGGGGGCCCCCCUGGGGGCCCCCGAGGGGCCCCUAGAGGAGGGGGCCCCCCUGGGGGCCCCCGAGGGGCCCCUCGAGGAGGGGGGCCCCCUGGGGGCCCCUGAGGGGCCCCUUGAGGAGACAGCGCCCUAG
Messenger RNA from Eimeria necatrix, 273 nucleotides. RefSeq lists its product as hypothetical. NCBI's taxonomy places the organism in Eukaryota, Apicomplexa, Conoidasida, Eucoccidiorida, Eimeriidae. The coding region runs from base 1 to 273 and encodes 90 amino acids. The transcript has a single exon. The record is from RefSeq and is a predicted model, not a curated record.